Messenger RNA from Rodentolepis nana, 1014 nucleotides. The record is from the annotation of a GenBank genome assembly. Lineage: Eukaryota; Metazoa; Platyhelminthes; Cestoda; Cyclophyllidea; Hymenolepididae.
AUCAGGAAACACAUUCUGGGCGUGCAUGCUAAAGUUCCCGAGCGAUAUAAAGCUGCCGCGAUGCAUUGCUCACGUUUGAGUCGUGAGGAUAACUCUCUACUUAGUGAUGAUAACCUUCUCCAGCUCGCCAAAAUGAAGUGGAAAGGCACUGUGAUCAGACCGCUUUCAGAGAUUUCCACGUUGCCAUCUUCAGAGGCACCAAGCACUUCUCGACAUCAACGUAACUCUGUGAUUAGAUUACCUGAACUUGAUAUCCCUACUUCUUCUACCCCGGCGGUUCUCAAUAGGACGUUAAAGGGUAGGCAAGCUAUCCCCUUCUAUUCAUGUUCUGCUUGUCGUGUGGCCUCUGAGGACCCUGCAGCUAUGCGAUCUCAUGUUGUAAGGGAACAUCUUGGUGUCCCGCCUUACGAAUGUCCCGAGUGUGCUGAAGCUUUCUUUACAUCCAGCAAUCUUGGUACUCAUUGCGCUUCUGCGCAUGAGAACUGUAUUCCAAUCAUUCCACCAACCUCAUUGGCCACUCCAUUUAGAUUGGCGAUGCAAUCGGUAUCGAUCAAUAAUCAUGAUACUCCUACUUCCCCGAGUGAACUAAUGCUUAAAGAGGAGGUUGCGAAGGAGGAUGAGGAUAUGGGCCAGUUAUGGACAAAUUGGAACCUACCAUCAUCUUUCAGUGCAACACCAAAGCUCCAGGAGGAGGAGUCUUCCUCCGUAAAUGGGAGAAUUGACGAACCGAUUCCUUCUUCAUCCGCUGUAUUUCCUACCACCAUCGACGUGAAACCAACUCCCACUUCUUCUAAGAAUGGUGGCGCUGUAGGAUCUAGUAGACGAAAACCCGCCAAAGCCAAUCUCGUACAGCUUAAGCAACCACCAAAGAUGACCACCAUUACCGAUCCGUUUAACACGAGGGACGGCGAUAAUGAAGGAGAAACUGUAGUGAAAAAGGAAGAACCUGAUACUUACGAAAUUCCCCUCAAGAAACCACGUUUGGAUGGGAGUGCAAUUGAACCAACUCGUUGA